Molecule: messenger RNA, 1366 nt
Organism: Cucurbita moschata (crookneck pumpkin)
Lineage: Eukaryota; Viridiplantae; Streptophyta; Magnoliopsida; Cucurbitales; Cucurbitaceae
Product: UPF0481 protein At3g47200-like
Exons: 3
Coding region: 68-1366 (432 amino acids)
Source: RefSeq, a predicted model, not a curated record
UGAAUGUUCGUUUGAAAUAGAAAAUAGUCAGACUGAAGUUGAUCAGGCAAACGACAAAUCAUACAAUAUGCCAAAAAAUAGUGAAGCUAAACAAGGUGAACAACCUCAUCCUAAUGUUGUACUAUCCAUAAAAGAAAUGUUGGGCAAGCUACCUCCUGUUAAUGAAAAAUGUAGCAUCUUUCGAGUUCCUAAACUGUUACGCAAUAUGCAUCAUAGAGCCUAUACCCCUCAAGUCAUUUCCAUAGGUCCACUUCAUCAUCACCGAAAGAAUUUGUUAGCCUCUGAGCCAUAUAAGCUUCGAUACUGUUCGAAUUUUCUAAGCCAUCUAGGUAACCCGAUGGAUUCCUUUGAGCUAAUUAAGAACAAUACUCGAACUUGGAUGAAGGAAGUUCGAAAUUGCUAUGGAGAACCCAUAAACAUGAAUGAUGAGAAAUUUCUUAACAUGAUGGUUGUGGAUGGUUGUUUCCUAGUAGAGUUCUUGAUACAACAUCAUAACCGAUACUACCCAAAUACAUGCUUCCAAACUCCAAACAAUUUAGAUCUUACCUUCCACCAAAGAUCUAUGGAGAUAUUUACUGAUUUGAUAUGUUGGAAAAUCAAGUCCAUUUCUUCCUUCUUGAACCACUUAGUUGAUUUGUUAAGCUUCCACUUCGUCUCAAAGACGUCUCUAGAGAACAAUAAUAAUAAUCGCCUAAUAACUCCUCCAUCGAUAACUGAGCUUCAUGAGGCUAGUGUCACCAUUAAGAAAGCAGAAGAUUUCAAGCAUGUGAUGGACAUAAGCUUCAAAAAUGAGAUUUUAACCAUUCCACCUUUAGUUAUUGAUGAUUUCUUCGAACCCACCAUGCGAAAUCUGAUAGCAUUUGAGCAUUUUCCCUUGGGUAAUCAAAGAAAGUGUAUCCAAUAUAUCGUAUUCAUGAAUGAUUUGAUAAACACGGAGAAAGACGUGAAUUUACUUGUGAAAGCUGGAAUCAUAACCAACAAUAUUGGAGGCAGUGAUAAAGAAGUUUCAAAAUUGUUUAACAAUCUCUGCAAAUUUAAAGGAAUCAUAAUUAAUGAUAAUGGAGGUUGUGAUCAAGAAGUUGCAAAAAUGUUUAAUGAUCUUUGCAAAUUUGUUGAACAACCAUACCAUGAUUGCUUCAACAAUACCAACAAAGCUUUAUACGAGCACUAUAAUAGAAGAUGGAACAAGGCGAAAGGUUCACUUAAGCAUAACUAUUUCAGUAUGCCAAGGACUACUAUCUCCAUUAUUGCAACCUUGCUCAUUGUUAUGACACUCCUUCAAACUAUAUUCUCAGUUAUAUCCGCAUUUUUUAGCAAACUAAAACUUGAUAGCUAUGACGAUUUUUCCCUCAAGAAAUUAGAGUAA